Molecule: messenger RNA, 3153 nt
Organism: Talaromyces amestolkiae
Lineage: Eukaryota; Fungi; Ascomycota; Eurotiomycetes; Eurotiales; Trichocomaceae
Exons: 10
Coding region: 1-3153 (1050 amino acids)
Biological process (GO): lipid metabolic process
Molecular function (GO): protein binding; phosphoric diester hydrolase activity
Source: RefSeq, a predicted model, not a curated record
AUGUCGGCUCCGGCAUCGGAAGACUAUGCGAAUCUCACUUUUGCGACGAUUUUCCAAUCGCGCCUCUUGAAGUUCGGAAAACAGAUUCAGCGCAGGCAACUCGAUCUUCCCGAAUAUGCGGCUAGCUUUGUCAACUACAAAGCUUUGAAGAAGCUUAUCAAACACCUGAGUGCUACCCCGACGAUUGCAGCGCAGGGUGCCCCUGCUCCCCCGGCCGAUCUUGAUCCUCAGUCAGCCUUGCGCGCCAAUAAAGAAGUGUUCUUCUUCCGUUUGGAGCGCGAAAUUGAAAAGGUCAACGCAUUCUACGUGCAAAAAGAGUCAGAGUUUUCUACGCGAUUAAAGACGCUUUUGGACAAGAAACGUGUCGUGCAGUCUCGUGCUCAUGCAGACAAAAAAGCACCGACGUAUUUCGUCUCCCUGUUCGAGGGCUUUUUGCAGUUCGAUAGUGAUUUGAAUAAGCUGCAGCAAUUUGUGGAAAUUAAUGAAACUGCCGUUUCGAAAAUCCUCAAAAAGUGGGAUAAAACAUCAAAGUCUCGCAUGAAAGAGCUGUAUCUGCAACGCGCCGUCGAAGUCCAACCAUGCUUCAACCGAGAGGUUCUCCGCGAUCUAUCAGACAGAGCGACCACGGUGCGAUUGGAUUUAGAAGCCUGGGCAGAGGGAGAAAAUAUCCGCUUUGACGUUGCUCGAACAACUGAGCGGACAGAAACAGCGUUGAAAGAUGAAGACGAACAAACAGACCUCCAGGUCCUCCACAUGGCGGCUGCAGGAAACAUUAUCGCACUGCAAGAGUGGAUCACGAAGCUUAGAACUACCCCAGAUUCUCGUGACCGAAUGACUCGUUUGUUCUUAGCCGCCGUUACCGACUUCUCCGACGAAAUUCUAGGAGCCAUUUUGGAAAGCGGUCUCGUGGAUCUGCACGCAGAAGAUGACAUUAACGGGCGGAAUUGUCUUCACGAGGCAGCUAUCUCAGGCCAGACUUUUGUUUUCGAGGCCGGCCUCAAGAACGAAGUUGAUAUUUCUACGCCCGAUGUCUACGGCAGGAUUCCACUACACUAUGCCUGUAUACAUGGACGCGUGGAUAUGGUUCGAAAACUUCUUGCUUCCGCCCCGGAUUCGGUGAACAGUCUCGACCACGAUAACUUCACCCCUCUUAUUCACAGUAUCGUGCGGAAUCGGUUAGAAUGUGCGAAAUUGGUGCUAAACAACAAUGCGAGAAUUAAUCCUACUUCCGACACGGAUCACAUCCCUUUGAACCUUGCCUGUCAGCAUGGAACUGUUGCCAUCGCCGAAAUAUUGCUACAGAAGGGAGCUACUCUGCUUCCAGAUGCCGAAGGCCUUUACCCUCAGCACCUUGUCGCACGCUCUGGACGAGCUCCAGAGAUGUUGGCGUUGCUCAAGAAGCACGGCGCGGACUUGGACCAGACCGACAAGCUCUAUCAAUGGACUCCGUUAUUCCACGCAGCUAGUGAAGGUUGUGUGGAUUGUCUACACACUCUCCUUGAGCUUGGUGUGGAUACCUCUGUCCUUGACGAAAAGGGUUUGUCCGCUAUGUAUUACGCUGCUUGGGAAGGACAUCUUGAAUGCAUGGCUCAACUCUGGUCAAAGCGAGAUCCAUCCCUACCUCAUCGUCCUCUUGUAAGCCAUCAAGUCGUACCCCAGAUCGGUGGCUCGACAACUGGGUAUGAUGGUUUCCGCACCGACACUGGUCCAUCGGCAUUUAGCUCUGAAGGUCCCGAUGGAAUUCCUGAUCUUGAACUUCCUCCUCCCAUAAUCCCGCUACGACGCUACGGCCAUAACUUCUUGGACACUAAAGCUUUUGUCCAGAUCUAUUUUGACAUUUCUAAACGUGGGCCGAUUGUUUUCGAUCAGAGUGGACGCUACCCGGCUUCUCGUCUUACCAUGUCUUCCAAACUUUCGGAUGUGAUACCUCGCACUAUCAUGCUACCAGUUCAAGAGGACUCCCGGAUCGUUACAUUCCAGGUUGACACCCUAGAAAACUUUGUCAUUGAGUUUGAGAUAUUCCCUACCUUUGGUUCCAAGGUGAUAGCAAAGACAGUGGCUCUUCCAUCACUCUUCUCCGCAGAAAAUUCGAGUGCAGGAAGCUGCUCCCUGCCAUUGUUCGACCCAAGAUUGCGCUCAAUUGGUCAGAUUCGCUUCGACUUCCAAGUGAUCAAACCUUACUACGGUGACCCGCUGGAAAUCACACAUUUUGCUACCUACUGGAAAGCAACCAAUGCAAUUGAUGCUGACCACAAUGGUCUGAUUACAGGCUCAAGUCUAUCUGGAGACUAUGUGCAACUCUUUGUACAGCUUACCAAGGAUAGAGUACCCAUACUGUACCCAAUGUUCUCUAUCAACCACUUUGGCAUUGACAUACCCAUCUGCACGAUCACCUACGAGCAAUUUACAACAAUUGCUCGGGAACGUGGUAUUGAUACUCAAGCAGUACUCGAGAGUUUGCACUCGAAGACUGCAAACGAUAUGGCUUCCAUUCACAAACAGCUCGCCCAUUCCUUCUUGUCUUUACAGGAUGUUCUCCUGCAUCUUCCUACCGGUAUCCAUGUCAAUCUCACCGUUCUCUACCCAUCGCCCGCCGAAGAAAAGGAGCUCAGUCUCGGCUCUUUGGCAGAUAUCAACACUUUUGGGGACUGUAUUCUCCACGUUGUUUUCGACCACGCCAGAGCAUCGCGAGAAAAGAGCCCAGACUUUAUGCGGUCGGUUGUCUUCACUUCGUAUAACACCAACAUCUGCACAGCAUUGAACUGGAAACAACCCAAUUACCCGGUACUCCUGUGCAACGACCUGGGACAGAUUGGAGACUUUACUCGAGAAGCCAGCACAUCUACAGCAAUCAAGUCUGAUGGCCACACUUCCAUGUCCAUCAAGGAGGCUGCACGUAUAGCCCAGUCGAAUAACUUCAUGGGUGUGAUUUGUCGGUCUAGUCUAUUGAAUGUCAUGCCAGCCCUCAUUGAGACAAUCAAAGAACAGGGUCUUGUGCUGAUUGCCGACACCUCCGAUGAAUCAGCAACCUCGUCAUUGACUACAACUACCACAAGAGCUGCCACAGAUUGGGCAUAUAGAGCGCCAGAGGGCGUCAACGGCGUAAUGAAAGCAACCGGAGUACUUCGGUUCAACGAAAGUAUUGAUAUGUGA